Messenger RNA from Hypoxylon trugodes, 1096 nucleotides. RefSeq lists its product as uncharacterized. The record is from RefSeq and is a predicted model, not a curated record. NCBI's taxonomy places the organism in Eukaryota, Fungi, Ascomycota, Sordariomycetes, Xylariales, Hypoxylaceae. Bases 215 to 1096 code for a protein of 293 amino acids. The transcript has 5 exons.
GUAUUGGGAUCCAACACAUGCAUUGGAACGCCUAUUAUAUGUUCACAGCGCGUCACUAUGUAUCUUCAGCGAGCAUAUCCUUGCUGUAAGUUAACUGGAGCGCAGAAAAAGAUGAGCCUGUUAAAAGGUCCACUGCUGCCGCUACUUCUAUAUACUUUUUCCCGUUUGCAUUUGUGUGACCCGUAGGUAUUGUAUCCAAUUCUACUUCAUCACAAUGCAUAUAUUAAGGCAAGCUACCUCGACAGGAACCGGCGCGUCGCCAACAGGUUCAAGUUUGCCUGCUGCUUGCUACGACCCGUGUAACAAUGCAUAUCUCGAAUACCAACGUGUGGGGAAAAACUCGUCAACAUUAUGUGCGAGCGGCUCGGCAUUCCAGAGUUACGUCGGAGCAUGCAAGAGUUGUAUUGGCGAUGCGAACCUGGAUAACAGUAACUUAAAAAGUAUCCUCGAAUAUUGUGAUGCGGUGGACCCAGCAUCCUCAAUUUCCAGCACUCCAGGCGCGACGGCGACAGCAAGUUCGGACUCAGUUAGGUAUACAACGCUAUCAACUGUAUCCCCGAGUACGUUUCUCACUAAUCUUGACAUAGUGUCCGAUGGAGUUACAAUGACAUGGUGGCAGUCAAUCCAAUUGACUGUAUUCGCACCAAUCCCAUCAACGGGGAUCAUCGAGUCUACAGCGACAGCCAACGGAGAAACACAUGUUGUUACAUUCACGACAACCUUUGCUCAACUACCAAGCGGCUUGACAGAAGCCAUAAUUAGCGGGACUACAAGUACGACAAGUACAAGUGGUCCACCUUCAAAUACUCCAUCUCCAGCCGCGCCCGGCCCAGAACAAACACAGGUUUCUAGCCGUGCUUGGAUUGCUGGUCCCGUCGUAGGCAGCGUAGCUGGGGUGUUACUUAUCGCAUUAGGGGGGUUAUUCCUUUGGCGUCGUGGGCGUAAGCAGCGCCAAAUAAGAACGGACAACGAGUUACACGGAAAUACUGUGAAAACAGAGAUGGACGCCCCGAAUCGCCCACAAGAACUAGACACAGCCAGUAUUAGAGCAGCUCAACCCACCUCACCACAGGAACUCGCAGCAGAUGGACGAUAG